AAACCGCUUUGCUCUCCGCGCGAGAGCGGAAGACGUGCAGAGCAGCAUGGCACUAAGCGCGUGUUCUGGAGUCUAAUAUCUCGUUAUGUGUCGGCGGCGUCUGGGUCUGAUGAGCCAAGUGUCAUAUCUCACUCCACUAACCCACAUGUUUUAUGAACCUCCGCGCUGGGUGCUUAUGAGAGCUCUCUAAUCUGCCGUUGGAUUCUUUGCUUUAGCCAGCAUGGUAUGAGAUGUUAGGCUAUGGAAGAAGUGAGGAACUAUUUGAGACACUUCCCAGAGGAAGCCCGUGAGCUUUAUUUGAACGAGUCAGUGCCGUACCUGGAUGGGCCCGUCUCUCCACUACAGUUCUAUCGUGACUGGAUUGGUCCUAAUAAGCCCUGCAUCAUUCGCAAUGCCUUCAGUGACUGGCCAGCUUUGUCUAAGUGGAAUCCUGCAUACCUCAGAGAGACUGUUGGCUCUAAGGUAAUCAGUGUUGCUGUGACUCCAAAUGGUUACGCAGAUGCUGUGAAUGGAGAUCGCUUUGUGAUGCCUGAGGAGCGUCAGAUGACCUUCUCCUCGCUGCUGGACAUUAUAGAGGGCAAGGUGAAGAGCAGCGGUGUGUUCUAUGUACAGAAGCAGUGCUCCAAUCUGACUGAGGAACUGCCACAGCUAACGGAAGAUGUACAGACUCACAUCCCGUGGAUGAGUGAGGCGCUUGGAAAAUUGCCUGAUGCUGUAAAUUUCUGGAUAGGAGAGGAAAAUGCUGUCACAUCAAUGCACAAAGACCACUAUGAGAACCUGUACUGUGUCAUCUCUGGAGAGAAGAGGUUUAUUCUGAUCCCUCCCACUGACCGACCUUUCAUACCAUAUGAGCUCUACCAGCCAGCUACAUACAAACAGAAACAAGAUGACAGCUUUGAAAUAGUGGAUGAAGAGGAUUCAGAGAAAGUGCCUUGGAUCCCCCUAGACCCUCUGAACCCAGACUUGGAUCGCUAUCCAUCCUACAGGCUGGCCCGGCCACUGUACUGCACAGUCAAAGCAGGAGAGAUGCUUUACCUCCCCUCUCUCUGGUUCCACCAUGUCCGCCAGUCUCAUGGAUGCAUAGCAGUAAAUUUCUGGUAUGAUAUGGAUUAUGAUAUCAAGUACAACUACUUCCAGCUGGUGGAAUCUCUGACUGGAGCUGUGGGUUCAGUAUGAUGCCUUCACCACAGAAUCACAUCAACCUCAAAUGAUUCAAACUUUAAAAGUAUCUUAAAGUAAUCUUUUUAGUACCACUGAAAUCAGUGCCGCAUAAACGUUGUGAUGUUGUGA
Messenger RNA from Pygocentrus nattereri (red-bellied piranha), 1290 nucleotides. RefSeq names its product jumonji domain containing 7 (gene jmjd7). Lineage: Eukaryota; Metazoa; Chordata; Actinopteri; Characiformes; Serrasalmidae. The record is from RefSeq and is a predicted model, not a curated record. The transcript has 8 exons. Gene Ontology annotation, molecular function: 2-oxoglutarate-dependent dioxygenase activity. Bases 241 to 1176 code for a protein of 311 amino acids.